AUGAAAAGAACUUUAUCGACAGCUGCACGUCAACGCUUCAUAUUUUCGUCGAGUCCGAAUAAUUAUCGUCAAAGCAAUCUUCGAGUUUCAUCUAAUCCUCACAAUUAUGCUAAACUCUCCCUCGGCAGCAGAGUUCAAUCUGCUGAUUUUCACAUCAAUUUUCCAUCAUUUCCCUCUAUAAAUAUAGACUUGCUCAAACUUCACUUUCGACAUACUGCACCAAUAAGUGCUGUGAAACGCAUUAAACGAGAAGAAACUUACGGAAAUCUCGUAUUGUUGACAAAUCAAAAUCCGAGAAGUACUAUCGCAAAAAUCUCCCGUGAAAAUGCCAUUAAAACAACCGAAAAACAAGUUUUAGAAAUUGUCAACGAUUGCCGUAUGAAAAAAGUAAAAUAUACCGACGACAAAUUCGAUCUUGCUGCGGAUCCAUCACAUGCGUUAUACAAAAGCGGAGACAAGACAAGUGACGGCGAAAAAUUGGAAUAUGCUUCAAUAAAACGUGUUCAAGAGUUCCUGCCAGAUUCUCAAUUUUUUAUUAAUGGCGAUGAGCAUGGCUCGAUUGGAGAUUGUUGGUUUUUAGCCGCUAUGUCUGCGGCAGCUGAUGUGCCCAGUUUAAUUGAAUCGACCUGUGUAGCUCGUGAUGAAAAAAUUGGGGUUUAUGGAUUUGUUUUCUAUAAAGAUGGAAGAUGGAUUUCAUCUAUUAUAGAUGACCAAGUUUUUCUAAAUAAACGUGGAGAACUACUAUUUUCUAAAUGCAAAGAUAAAAAUGAAACAUGGGUUCCAUUAUUGGAGAAAGCUUACGCAAAAGCCAAUGGUGAUUAUGAAAGUAUUAAUGGUGGAUGGCCGGGAGAAGCUCUCGAGGACUUGAGUGGAGGUAUUUCUACCACAUAUUGGAGUGAUCUUAUCGAAAACAAGGAUAAGUUAUGGCGUGAAUUGCGUAGGCCAAACACUGAUGUGGCAUUCGGAUGCGCGCAUUUCCCUCAGAAAACCGAUAAAACCCUUGGACUCGUCGGUGGACAUGCCUAUAGUAUACUUCGCGCGGUUGAACUUGACAAGUUUAGAUUACUUGAAAUCAGGAAUCCGUGGGGUCAGUUUGAGUGGAAAGGUCGUUGGAAAGAUCAUGGCGCAGAAUGGACCCCCGAAUAUCUCAAAAUUCUAAAUUAUUCUUUUGAAAACGACGGUUCAUUCUUUAUGGAAUAUGAUGAUUUCCUCAAGUACUAUCAAGCAGUCGAUAAAUGUGAAUUCUAUCGCGAUCAGUGGCGCGUCCAUUCUCACUGGAUAAAAUGGACGGAUAGGGCGGAAAAGAAUCCAAAGUUCACCGUUGAACUUAAAGAUCUCGAGAAUGAAUUGAAGAUUGUACUUCAACAACCAGAUCCGCGUUAUUCUGGGAAAAAUUACAAUAAGAUUGGUUUUAAUCUGAAAUUCAAGUUAAUCGACACAAAGUCAAAAAUGGCCAUCUCCAGUCCCCAAGAAUAUUAUUGGAAACGCGCGACUAAUCUCAGCAUUACGCUUCCUGCAGGAACUUAUCAAAUUAUCCCUGAGCCCACAAAAGUACGAAAUGCGGAAUGGAAUAAAGAACCGACCAACGAUGAUUUUGAUACUUUGCUUGGGUUAAGGAUUUAUACGGGAAGUAAUAUUAACUUGGGAGUAAACUAA
Ambispora gerdemannii is the source of this 1656-nucleotide messenger RNA. The record is from the annotation of a GenBank genome assembly. Lineage: Eukaryota; Fungi; Glomeromycota; Glomeromycetes; Archaeosporales; Ambisporaceae.